Molecule: messenger RNA, 2135 nt
Organism: Morone saxatilis (striped sea-bass)
Lineage: Eukaryota; Metazoa; Chordata; Actinopteri; Moronidae
Gene: ubl3b
Product: ubiquitin-like 3b
Exons: 6
Coding region: 248-601 (117 amino acids)
Molecular function (GO): protein binding
Source: RefSeq, a predicted model, not a curated record
UGUUUACAACCAGCUGACAUCCGGCGUCUUCCCGUCCAUCAGCCACCGAUAUCCACAGCCAACGAUAAUCCAUCGACACUCGAUAUUUUCCUCAUGAAAACCGCAACCCGCUGAUUCCUCAACCCAACUGAAUGCUAAAGUCCAUCUUAACCAUCAGAUGCAGGGCUCUGGCCCCGUCUCCAGCAGCUGAAGCACACCAGUCCUGUCCUCUCUGCUCCACGUCCACGGCCUUCCUCCUGUCUGAGCCAUGACCACCCAGAGGGAUCUUGAUAUGGUGCACCUCCGCCUUAUCCUGGUCAGUGGGAAAACACAAGACUUUACUUUCACCCCAAAUGACUCGGCCACAGAUAUCGCCAAGCAUGUGUUCGAGAACUGGCCCGAAGGCUGGGAGGAGGAGAGGGUGAGCAGUCCCAGUAUACUGCGCCUUAUCUUCCAGGGACGCUUCCUUCAUGGCAACGUUACCCUGGGAGCUCUAAAGCUGCCACCGGGCCGAACGACUGUCAUGCACUUGGUUGCCAGAGAGACUCUUCCGGAGCCGAACUCUCAUGGUCAAAGGAACAGAGAAAAAACCACAGAGAGCAACUGCUGUCUCCUCUUGUAAAGCAACAGAAGCUGCCCCCCUCCCCCUACCCUCUACCCUCUACUCUAACCUCCCACAUACAUACACACAUAACACACACAUAAACAUGCAUACACCCUGUUCUCUCCUGCCUGUCAUCCUCUCAGCUGUGGAUUUGGACUAAAUCACAGGAAGUCUGGUUGGGGCUGUCACCCGCUUCGGUUGAACACUUGUCCAAUCUGAGGCUUCUUUUGUGCCAAUAUAGUCACUUUUUGCCCCCAAUCUUUUAUUGUAUCCGGAGAACUUGCUGUUGUUAUUCCUUUUUAUUUGAAGAUCAUAACAUUAAACAGUACCUACGCCCCCUCUACCGGAUGUGUUCGCUGUUGGACAAGUUUUAAAGAGCCAUCGUAUGUAGUGAAAAAGACGCAGGAACUCUUCAUGGACACAGACUUGCUAUUAAGGAUGUGUGAGCUAUUACUCUUCCCUACUAGUCACAUGGAUGUUUCCCCAGGUCUUACUGAAUGGUGUUAACCCUCUCAUUGCACUUAACCAGUCUGUUAAUUCAGAAGUGUUUAUUUUGUUUCAUCUUCAUUUUCUUUCCCCCAAUGGCUGUUUGUUUUUUUUUUUUGUUCUUUUGGUCAGAGGAACAGACCCCAAAUUCCCCACAUGGUAGAAAAUGUGCCAUCCUCUUCAUGAGACUGUUUCUGCCUCUUAGUAACUGAACCGAUCGGUCUGUAUCAGCACCAGUGGCGUUUGUGCCAUUACGUUACACCCGUUUGUUCCUGGCAGUGGACAACUGGAGAAAAUACUUUUAUUAAGAAGAGCAUUGUAAACACCUGAGGGGGCGUACAGGUCCACGAGAAACAGGAACAGACUCCCGGCGAGGCUUGUGUGCCAUCAGGUGUCUUGUUCGCACCUCUGGCUUUGACUUUAUGGACUACACUGUCGAUGCUCCCCUGCAAACGGGAGCCGACGCGGCAGGCCAGUUAAAUGCAGACAGAAGAAGCGGUUGAAGAUGAGAGGGAGGAGUGCCGUGGCCGUGAGACCUCCCUCUACUGGACACUGAGAAUGAGGCAGGGGGAGAGUUUCUCCCACUUGGAUGAAGAGUUAAAAGGAAAAUAUUUGGUGGUGUUUCACCUCCUUUUCAUUUGGAUGCUGUCUUUACUUCUUGUUUGCCUUUUAUUGUGGAAUUCAGUAAUAUCAUUAAUAUUGAAAUUUAAAUAUAUCAAUUUUUAUCUUGUGUAUAGGUAUUUGUUCAAUUUUAGUGUGGCUGAGUUUGUGUGUGAGCGUGUCUGAGGGUGUGUGAUGCACGUGGCAUACUGUAUGAGGACUAGUGAGGGCAUGUGGUCUCUAAAACAAAAGGUGGUGCACUGGGAGUGUUGAUGGGCUGCGGUUUCUUCAGAAACAGUCGGAAACCUUUUGAUUCCUUCCAUUGAGUGUCCUUUGGUUUGUGUUUUGUCAAUCAGUGUCACUGCUAUGAAGUUUAGCUCAGUAUGAAUAAAUGUAAAAACUAAAAAUGCAAUGUGGUCUACAUAAAAGCUUGUAUUAUAAAUUAAUAAAUCUUUAAAUAAGGCAA